Molecule: messenger RNA, 2867 nt
Organism: Bufo bufo (common toad)
Lineage: Eukaryota; Metazoa; Chordata; Amphibia; Anura; Bufonidae
Gene: SPTLC1
Product: serine palmitoyltransferase long chain base subunit 1
Exons: 15
Coding region: 209-1627 (472 amino acids)
Biological process (GO): sphingosine biosynthetic process; ceramide biosynthetic process
Cellular component (GO): endoplasmic reticulum
Molecular function (GO): pyridoxal phosphate binding; serine C-palmitoyltransferase activity
Source: RefSeq, a predicted model, not a curated record
CUCACAGCCAGCAGCAGCAGAGGCCCCGCCCUAUUUCCUUUGGAUACUGGGAUUGUUGCCUAGUUUCUUCCGUGUGAUGACGUCACUUAGUAACCGCCAAUGUCCACGAAGCUUCUCCCAGAGCCCCGCCCACCGACCUCUGUCACUUUCAGUCCAGGAAGCGUCCGGCUUCUCGUAGCUACGCUACGGCCUCGGCCUCUCCGGAAUCAUGGCGGCGAGUCAGCAGUGGGUGUUGGUGGAGAUGGUGCAGGCGUUCUAUGAGGCACCUGCAUAUCACCUGAUACUUGAAGGGUUUCUUAUCUUGUGGAUUAUUCGUCUCAUAUUUUCCAAGACUUAUAAACUCCAGCAACGAUCUGACCUUACAGAAAAGGAGAAGGAAGAGUUAAUUGACGAUUGGCAUCCUGACCCUCUUGUCCCUCCUGUCUCUAAAGAUCACCCAGCCCUCAAUUAUAACAUUGUUUCAGGCCCACCAAGCCACAAGAUUGUUGUCAAUGGAAAAGAAUGCAUCAAUUUUUCAUCCUUCAAUUUCCUUGGCCUUCUUGAUAAUGAUAGGGUUAAGAGUGCUGCAUUGGCAUCGCUUAAAAAGUAUGGUGUUGGAACAUGUGGCCCAAGAGGUUUCUACGGUACAUUUGAUGUACAUUUGGAGCUAGAAGAAAGACUUGCUAAGUUCAUGAGGACAGAAGAAGCAAUCAUCUAUUCUUACGGAUUUGCCACCAUUGCAAGUGCUAUUCCAGCUUACUCAAAACGUGGAGACAUAGUAUUUGUGGAUGAAGCUGCAUGUUUCGCCAUUCAGAAGGGGCUACAAGCAUCAAGAAGCAACAUCAAGUACUUCAGACAUAAUGAUAUGUGUGACUUGGAGCGAUUGUUAAAGGAACAGGAAGUAGAAGAUCAAAAGAUUCCACGUAAAGCCAGAGUGACCAGAAGGUUUAUCGUUGCUGAAGGACUGUAUAUGAACACUGGAGGCAUCUGUCCUCUUCCUCAACUGGUUGAGUUAAAAUACAAAUACAAAGUAAGAAUAUUCCUGGAGGAAAGCCUCUCGUUUGGCGUUUUAGGGGAACAUGGCCGAGGAGUUACCGAACACUUUGGAAUAAAUAUUGAUGACAUUGACUUGAUAAGUGCAAAUAUGGAGAACGCUCUGGCUUCCAUCGGAGGUUUUUGCUGUGGCCGAUCAUUUGUCAUUGAUCAUCAAAGACUAUCUGGUCAAGGUUACUGUUUUUCAGCAUCUCUUCCCCCUUUACUGGCUUCUGCAGCUAUUGAAGGUCUUAACAUUAUGGAGGAUUCCUCAGAAAUAUUCUACACCUUAAAAGAAAAGUGCCAAAGAAUCCAUAAAGGUUUGCAAGGUGUUGAAGGUUUAAAGGUUGUUGGUGAGAACUUCUCCCCUGCCUUUCAUCUGCAGUUAGAAAAAAGCAUUGGAUGCCGAGAAAAAGACACAAAACUGCUACAAGAUAUCAUAGAUUUUUGCAUGAAUAGGAAAAUUGCAUUAACUCAAGCUCGUUAUUUGGAGAAAGAGGAGAAAAAUCUCCCACCACCAAGCAUAAGAGUGAUAGUGACUGUCGAGCAAACAGAUGAAGAACUAGACAUGGCUGCCUCAGUGAUCAAGCAAGCAGCCUCUUUGAUACUCCAUUAAUGUUUUUGAGUUGAUACACUUGUAAUAAAUUACGGACAUGAUCGUGCUGGGAAGCUCUUUUUAAUGUGAGGAAUGCAGAGAGAAGAUACUACAUGUAGCUUUAUAGCAGCGUACAUACCGGGUCUGAGAGAGUGAAAAGAAUGAACUGGUGAGGGGGUAGGAACUAGCAGAAAACCAAAUAACGUUUAUGCACAGAUUAUGCCAUGGACCUUUUUAGUACUGUUACGCUGUGAUUUUUUAAAAAGAAUUCUGUUUACUUGCAAAUAAAUGCAAAGAAGUUAUUCCCUACAAAGAAGUGAAUGGAAACCCAUUUUAUUAGUCUUUUUUAUGCUAAGUGGGACAAAAGCAUUACAUCUUCCAUCAUAUUUAUUGCAUUAAAGAAGCCUCCUGCAGCUUUCUAGAAGACCUGUAUAUUUCUAGUUACAGCUUAUGUGCUUAUUAUUUUGAUGGGUGCAUGCAUCUAUAUAAAUGUACACUUAUAGGCAGAGGAGUACAUGAGUACCGUUUUUUUUUAAGAGACGUGACUGUCACUAUUUUAUAUUCCUAACUGGAUAAAAGUAUAUAGAAUAACUGAAUUUUUUUAUAGACUAAAAUGCCUAUUUCUUACAACUCUGACCUGUCAUAUUGGCAUCAUUUCAUUUUUUAUAACAUUCAUACCUCUAAAGCUACACUGAUGACACUCCUGUAUAUGAAUUUAACACUUAAUUUUCAGCAUUCAUGUACAUAGAGCCAUAAGAUCUUGUUUUAGUGUUGUGAUGGGGCUGUGCCUAUCUGUAACAUAUAUGCUUCUAUCCGAAACAUAGAAGUACUAUGCUCUUUGUAUAUGCGAGAUGUGAAUGGAUGCAAGUUCGCCAUCGUAGAACUUGGCAGUGCCAUAAGCGAGGGCUGUAUUUCUCAUGAUUCCUGCAAUCACAUUAGCUACCUAAAGGCAUCUAUCCGUUUUACAAAUAUUAUUGAAACAUGUCACCUUAAGGGCAAGAAAUCAAGUUUUGCUACUUUCUGACCAUUUUUAAAGGGGUUGUCCCACAAAAAAUAUUCUACAGUUUUUAAACAAGCACUUGGAUCUGAAUACUUUUAUAUAUGCAUGUAAUUACAAAUUUAGCAUAGCCACGGAGUUAUUCAGUCAAAUGUUUCUGUAUGGCUCCACCUGCUGUUUUUUUUCUUAUUUCUUUGACCUGCUCACUGAGAAGGCCGCACAUGCUCAGUUUUGUCCUCCUGAGCUGUGAUAGGGAGAGCUGAG